AUGUUUGCUUUCGACCAAGCCGCACUACCGCAGAUCACAACACGCAAAGCUCUCAUUGUGGUUGACUUUCAAAAUGAGUUCAUCGGCGAUGCUGAUCCAGCGUUGCCUGUUAAUCGCCCCGAGGGAUUUGUCAAACGCACAGCUGAGAUAGCAACCGCCUUUCGCUCUGUGGGGGAUGUCAUCUGGAUUCACUCUCGAUUUGACAAGGCUCGUUCGACUGAUGACGAUCAGAUCAUUUUAUCAGAGAACCCACCCGCUUCGCAACCUGCAUCUUCUCGAAAUAAGGGCAGGCCAAUUGUUACUGAGCCUUCUUCUGACGAACCUUUAGACCCUGAAGCUUUUCUAAGCCACGAAGAGCCUUUGCACGCCAAGACUUCUUCUGAUCCGGGGAGCAACGUCCCAUUGGCUAUCGAGGAGGCCAUUCACAGCAAGGACCUCAAAUUAACAAAGUCUUACUACUCAGCGUUUCAUGGCACACAGCUGUUGCGCGCCUUGCGUGGUAGAAUGGUUACUGAAGUUUUCAUCUGCGGCUCUCUUGCGAAUAUCGGUGUCUAUGCUACCGCCAUGGAAGCGGCCGGCCACGGUAUGGCCAUUACAGUCAUAGAAGACUGCUGUGGGUAUCGCCACAAGUCUAGGCAGGCUGCGGCGAUAAAGAAUCUCAUUGAGCUAACUGGCUGUGAGAUUUUACCCUCGGAAGAGGUCCUCAAGACCUUAGCCCCAAGCAAAUCAGAAACCAAGACUCCAGGUGAACCAACAUCUGCUAAACGGGCAAAGGCCGUCGCUAGCACCGAUGAAGACAUCAUACAGUCCCUGUCUGGUCUCAAGUUAGAUUCCAGCCCAUCCGGCCCUAGCUCUGCUGUAGGCAAGGUCAACCGGGCCCCGAAAGCCAAGAGCGAAUCUCAAGAGCCUAAAGAGGCCACCACUGAAGUUGAAAAAGAGAGUGAGAAAGACCAGCCUGUGGUUGGAGAUGGCCCAACGGGGCGUGUUGCCGAUGCUGAAAACGAAAGUGACUCGUCAUCUCAGUCCAAACUGUGCGAAGGUGACACAGACGUCAUAUAUGAUGCCCUGCCAAAGCCUUUAGCGGACGAAGCUUUUGAUAAGCUUGAGAAAGAGGUUCUUUGGCAGCGAAUGUCCCACCAGGGCGGAGAGGUUCCUCGACUCGUCGCAGUUCAAGGCCAAGUGGACGAAGAUGGCACGAUGCCAGUGUAUCGUCACCCUGCCGACGAAUCCCCGCCCCUGCUGUCCUUCUCUCCAACGGUCCAAGCCAUCAAAGCCGAAAUUGAGAAGCAUCUUGGUCAUCCUCUAAACCAUGUCCUCAUUCAAUUUUAUCGCGACGGAAAUGACUACAUUUCCGAGCAUAGCGACAAAACGCUAGACAUUGUAAAGGGGUCUUAUAUCGCAAACGUCAGCCUUGGAGCGGAAAGAACCAUGAUACUAAGAACUAAGAGGCUGGAAAGGGAUCUUUCUGGGACGGCAGCAGCAGCAGCAGCAGCAGCAGCAGCAAUAAGUAAGGAGGAGAAGCGAAAGAUUCAGCGUGCUCGCCUUCCUCACAACUCACUCUGUCGCAUGGGCCUGCAGACUAAUAUGAAGUGGCUGCACGCCAUCCGAAGAGACAAGCGCGCAGAUCGCGACAAGUCAGCUGCAGAACUGGCGUUUUCGGGGCGCCGUAUAUCGCUUACAUUUAGACACAUUGGAACGUUUCUGGAUCGUGAUGAGACUAUUAUCUGGGGUCAGGGGGCAACCGGCAGGACCCGCGACACCGCGCAUCCCAUAAGCAACGGUCAGAGCCCCGAAGCUGUUAAAAUGAUUCAGGCAUUCGGCACGGAGAAUCAUGCCUCAGAUUUUGACUGGUCUGCUCAUUACGGCCGUGGUUUUGACGUGCUGCAUAUUAGCAACUCUCCCAGGUUCUUUGCUUCUGCGGACCCAAUAGUGAAUAUGCGCAUCGCACUUAUGCUGGCCGAGUAUGGCAUUAAGUAUGCCAAGGGCAGCAUGGCUUCUGGCUCCGAAUCCCAUAACGAGAACCAAACAAACCCGCCAGCAUUGUGGUCUCUUCCCAUAAAGUUCAUUGAUAAUGAUGCCGCUAAAUCGGUCAUUCAUGGCGACAUGGCUAUUAUGCUCUACCUUUACUCGCGCUAUGACCCGGGCCGUGUCACUGGAUCAGGAGCUGCCACUCGAAAUCCAUCAGAACUUGCUAAACUGUUCAGCCAAUUUCAACAAGGAAUGAAGUUCUUCAAUCUCUGGCGCCAACUGAGUGGCGAUGGAAGUACAGGGACUCGUGCCGGAGCACUACCUGUGACAUUGAAGCAAGAACUUGCUGUUUGGGACAGUUACAUUGUCGACGUUUCGAAAAAUGAGCGAGUUCCAUUCCUAUGUGAAGAUUCUCUCACCCUUCCUGACUUUGUCGUCUGGCCGAUUCUGUAUUCCAUCGUAGAAGAGCACGGCUCAGAAGUAGCAUUUAAAGGUCUAGACGGGUUGCAGAAGUAUUAUGAGGCUGUUCGACAGUUGGAUAACGUGGUUACUGCUGUAGGAAAUCGCUAG
This is a messenger RNA of Trichoderma gamsii, 2538 nucleotides long. Its product is annotated as isochorismatase. The record is from RefSeq and is a predicted model, not a curated record. Gene Ontology annotation, molecular function: dioxygenase activity. NCBI's taxonomy places the organism in Eukaryota, Fungi, Ascomycota, Sordariomycetes, Hypocreales, Hypocreaceae. Gene Ontology annotation, cellular component: nucleus. The transcript has a single exon. The coding region runs from base 1 to 2538 and encodes 845 amino acids. Gene Ontology annotation, biological process: DNA repair; DNA alkylation repair.